Arabidopsis thaliana (thale cress) is the source of this 1025-nucleotide messenger RNA. RefSeq lists its product as uncharacterized. Bases 196 to 621 code for a protein of 141 amino acids. The record is from RefSeq and is marked reviewed. Lineage: Eukaryota; Viridiplantae; Streptophyta; Magnoliopsida; Brassicales; Brassicaceae. The transcript has a single exon.
UUUAACAACAACAAAAAAAAACAGAUAAUAUAUACUACUAUAUCGAACAUUACGUUAUCGAAUGCAUAUCGAUCCGUGCUCUUUAUAAAGAAACCUAGAGUGUCUCCGUCUCUCUCACUACAUUCUCCACUGUUCACAUUCUCUCUCUCUCUCUGGAUCUCUAGACACCAAUACGCAUAGUGAGCAGAGAUCGUGAUGGAGAUAAGGUAUUGGCGGAGGUUAAGAGGAUACCAAAGGCUAGAUGGUUCUGCCAAGAAGGCGAGCUCGGGCCGGAGAAAUGUAAAGCGGGUCAAAAUGGAUCCCACACGGAAGAGACGGUUUUGGAGGAUCAAGAUAGUGCCGAAGCUAAGGAUCUUGAAAAAGGCGUCGCCUAAGAAGCUUUUAACGUGGCUUCGAGAUGCUUACGUCAACAUGAUGCUGCGCCUAGCGAAUUCUCGGGUCGUCGGAUCAUCGUACGGGUACGGCGAAUAUGGGUACGGGUCGGGUUUGGCGUCGAAGGAGUAUGACGAGAAGAAGCUGGUGGAGAUUUACAAAUCGAUAUUGAUGGCUCAGGGGAAUCUCGUGCACCGUGACGUACCUAAACUGUCCUCAAAUUCGAUUUUACUCUCACCCAUUAGGUAAUUUAAAUCCAUAUACAUAAAAAAUAAAUGGUUAUCGAUGUCAAAGUUGUGAUAUGUAUUAAACUUAUACUCUUAUUAAAUAUCAAAUUAAUAAAAGUUGAUUCCGAAUAAAAUCAAGAUUUGCAUUUACGUCGUAACUUCUAACCACCUCAAUUUAAAAUUCUUAGUUAGUUCAGGGGACGUGUUGUCAUUGAGAUUAAUGCGUGUUUAAUAUGAUAUUGUUUUGGUUGACCAUUUAGGCUUUUAAUUCGUAUCUUUACGUAUAGUUGUGAUUCGUAAAUCCAAGUAACGACCAAUUUUAUAACAUUGUACAAGUUACAAGUAUUACGUAGUUGAUUGUUCAAAGCACCGAGUUUUAACGAACCGUCAUUGCUUACAUCAUAGGCAAGUCAAUGAUAAGAAACC